This is a messenger RNA of Anopheles nili, 1584 nucleotides long. Its product is annotated as zinc finger protein Xfin-like. The record is from RefSeq and is a predicted model, not a curated record. The transcript has 2 exons. Bases 1 to 1584 code for a protein of 527 amino acids. NCBI's taxonomy places the organism in Eukaryota, Metazoa, Arthropoda, Insecta, Diptera, Culicidae.
AUGAAUUGCUCGAAACCAAAAAUUCCAGCAUAUUACUAUUUACAACCAGCGAAAAACGGAGAUGAUGAGACGGAAGAGGAGCUUUACGAUUCCAAUGGCACUCUUAUUACGUCCGAAUACCUCAACGAUGUCGUCGCAAAAUCCAUGUCCGAUAAGUACAUUAUCGAGCAGAGUUCCUCGGACAUCCCGCAAUACACGUGCAAGCAGUGUGACAAAAUUCUUCACAACACCGGCCACCUAAUAGCUCACAUCGUGCUGCAUACGGGUGAAUCCCCGUACGUGUGCAGCCUUUGCCAACGUUCCUUUGCCAAUUCGACGCGCCUCAAGCUACAUCUUAAAGUGCACUGCAUUAAAAAGCUCCAUCCGGGACUAACGGUUACAAGGGUGCCGAAAACACAAAGCGCUGAACAUGUCCACAAGACAGGUUCUGAACCACCCACGAACCCAGUUUCUGCCACGCUUUCUCCUACUGAGAGUAACGAGAAUCUAACCAAGGAGAAAAUCUAUCCUCACAUGAAGCAGCACUUAGUUGAAACAAAUAUUGACCAACAAGCCACGCACCAGUGCGGCCAGUGUGGAGAUGAAUUCCCCAAGAGUUCAGCUUUACAAGAGCACCAAGGUAAAUGCCAUGGAGCAAUAAAGGUGUCAUCUGAGGUAGAUCUAGUCCCAGUCAACAAGCAAGAAUCGUUUUGCUUUAAAAAACAAAUUGAGGCUAAUCCCAUCUUAUCGGGUCUGCUAAUGAAAGAAAUACAAGAACCACCUCCAGUACCCAGUAUAGUCACGGUGGACUAUUCGGAAGACGCGAAAUGUAAUUUGGAAUUGUUACAGUUGGGCGAAUCAAAUUCGGAUCCGGAACAUCAUCCAGAGCAAACGAAGAUUAAAGAAAAACCAGAAGAUGACACGCCGGCAUCUACCGCAGGAGGAGGAGGAUUUAUCAUUAGUUCUGUUGCAACUGUUGAUCAACAGUUUCUGGAAAAUCUUGCCCAGAUGGAGCUACAAACGCGCACGCCGGAUUUGCUGGAACCACUGAUGGAGGAAACGGUAGCAGAUGCUGCUUCCUACUCCGGGCAGAACCCGUUUUCCUCUACGACAUGUGCCCUGUGCGGGAAAACAUUCAGCGAAAAGUUCGGCCUACGGCAGCAUAUGCGCAUUAUGCACGCGGAAACCAAACCAUUCAAAUGUCCGGAGUGUAAGAAAUGCUUUGCCAAAGAACAUUCUAUGUUAAUUCACCUGCGCAUACACGUGAGCAAUCGGCCGUUUAUGUGCAUCAUUUGUUACAAAACGUUCACACGUGCUGCGGCGCUCAACGGCCACCUGUCGUCUCAUUCGCACGAAAUGCUCAAGUGUUUCGCUUGUAACGAGACGAUGCAAAAUGUACAAAAUUACGCGUGUCACAUAGAGAAAAAUCAUCCCCACUUUCCCGAGGUGCUGUUUCAGAUUCGUUCUGAGAAAUCCGAAAAUGAACGGGCGAAAAUACUACGGCAGUUAUUGCUGCAAUCCCUUUCCCAUGACACAGAACAGACGGAAGAAAAUGCAUCCUCAAAUGAGUGCGGACCAAUAGUUGCUAGCCAGGAAGCGAUAUAA